AUGAAAAACUCUAGAGACCUCGCAGAGAAGUUGGUGCCAGAGUUGGAGACACUGACUACCUCGGCAGGCAGCGAUGCCAGUCCCUCGGCAGGCAGCGAUGCCAGUCCCUCGGGAGGCAGCGAUGCCAGUCCCUCGGGAGGCAGUGAUGCCAGUCCCUCGGCAGGCAGCGAUGCCAGUCCCUCGGGAGGCAGUGAUGCCAGUCCCUCGGCAGGCAGUGAUGCCAGUCCCUCGGGAGGCAGUGAUGCCAGUCCCUCGGCAGGCAGCGAUGCCAGUCCCUCGGGAGGCAGCGAUGCCAGUCCCUCGGCAGGCAGUGAUGCCAGUCCCUCGGCAGGCAGAGAUGCCAGUCCCUCGGCAGGCAGAGAUGCCAGUCCCUCGGCAGGCAGCGAUGCCAGUCCCUCGGCAGGCAGCGAUGCCAGUCCCUCGGGAGGCAGUGAUGCCAGUCCCUCGGCAGGCAGAGAUGCCAGUCCCUCGGGAGGCAGUGAUGCCAGUCCCUCGGGAGGCAGCGAUGCCAGUCCCUCGGCAGGCAGUGAUGCCAGUCCCUCGGCAGGCAGUGAUGCCAGUCCCUCGGGAGGCAGUGAUGCCAGUCCCUCGGGAGGCAGCGAUGCCAGUCCCUCGGGAGGCAGUGAUGCCAGUCCCUCGGCAGGCAGAGAUGCCAGUCCCUCGGCAGGCAGCGAUGCCAGUCCCUCGGCAGGCAGCGAUGCCAGUCCCUCGGGAGGCAGCGAUGCCAGUCCCUCGGCAGGCAGCGAUGCCAGUCCCUCGGCAGGCAGUGCUCUCGCGUCCACGUGGCCGGUGUUGGGACACGUGUGCUGGACCUUAACUCAAAAUAAGUCGCAGCUUAUAAUUUUGUUUCAUAAAGGCACCAGGAAACGCAGCAGAAACGCUAUGUUAGUAAAUAUAUCGUCAGCCAGGAACAUGAUAAAAUAG
Messenger RNA from Procambarus clarkii (red swamp crayfish), 924 nucleotides. NCBI's taxonomy places the organism in Eukaryota, Metazoa, Arthropoda, Malacostraca, Decapoda, Cambaridae. The record is from RefSeq and is a predicted model, not a curated record.